Penicillium riverlandense is the source of this 855-nucleotide messenger RNA. RefSeq lists its product as uncharacterized. The coding region runs from base 1 to 855 and encodes 284 amino acids. Gene Ontology annotation, molecular function: nitrate transmembrane transporter activity. The record is from RefSeq and is a predicted model, not a curated record. Lineage: Eukaryota; Fungi; Ascomycota; Eurotiomycetes; Eurotiales; Aspergillaceae. The transcript has 2 exons.
AUGUUCCAGUUCACGCUGCAGGAAGCUCUAGGAGCAUUGAAAAAGGCUUGGCGCGUGGCCUACGUCGUUCCAUUCAUCAUCAUCACUACUGUGGCAUUGGGUAUGUUGUUCCUUUGUGAGGACACUCCGACGGGCAAAUGGUCGGAGCGUCAUCUUUGGGCUGAAGAGAUCAACUCCACCAACUUAUUCUCCGACGGCAACAUCGUCAAUAUCAACUCUGGAACCACCUCCUGUGGACCGUCAGGCCCUUCAUCCGUCUACAAUAUCACAGCUGACGUGGAAAAGAAAAGCGCUCCGAAUCCCCCACUCUUUGACAAAGACGCCUCUGCAAUGGGUCAGAUCGAUAUCUUCAAGUCUGACACAGUUGUCGCCCCCACACGCAAGGAAGCUUUCGGGGUUGCUUUCAGUUUAUCCACACUGGCCGUGGCAAUACCAUACGUCUGCUCGUUCGGUGCUGAAUUGGCCAUCAACUCAAUCCUUGGAACAUACUAUGCAGCGAAUUUCCCAACCAUGGGCCAGACAGAAUCUGGUCGCUGGGCUGCCAUGUUCGGUCUGCUGAAUGCUCUCUGCCGUCCCGCAGGCGGCUUCUUCGCAGACGUUUUCUAUCAUUACACAGACAAUGUCUGGUCAAAGAAGCAUUUCCUCUCCUUUUUGGGGCUUGUUACGGGAGCAUUUCAGCUCGCGAUCGGAUUGUCCAACCCGACGACUGAGACGACCAUAUUUGGUCUCAUAGCAGGACUGGCGUUCUUCCUCGAGGCAUGCAACGGAGCCAACUUCGCCGUUAUUCCUCACGUGCAUCCCUAUGCCAAUGGCAAGCUCUUCCGUUUCCACUUUUGGUGUAAUUCUCGCUUGUAG